CGGCCGACCGGUGCGCGGUCAGUGUCAUCCGAACGGUCAACGAACGCGCACGGCUCUCCGAGACCGCACGCACGUCACAACAACGCGGUACCAUCGCGGAGCACGUCCGCAUAACGGUUGAACAGCCCAGUGGCGAGCAUUCCGCCGCGCCCGGACCCUACGUGACUUUAACGCAACGAAAACCGAGGGAUGAAGACGAGCCACGAGGUGCUGCCGAUGUUGGCGGCGUUGUUACUAGCGUCGUCGGUCGCUAGCCAGUCCAUGUCGUUUCCGGACGCGGCCACCGACGCCACGGCUACCACCGUGGAGAACGGUACGGCCACCGGUCGCGAUAGCUCCGGCGGCAACAGGAACGGCAAGAACCUGUUCAACUGGCUGGGGAGCUUCGCGGAAGAGGACUCGGACCCGUACCUGUCGUCGGCCAACGGCGCCUGUCUGCAGGGCGAUAUGACCGAGUGCUUCAAGGCGCGCGCCCUGUCCGGCCUCGAUGAUUUUUUCGUGCGUGACUCGUACCGGCUCAACGACCACGUGCGGGUCAUCCGGCUGCAGGGCGACAACGAUGGUCGCUCGUCCAGGGCGUUCGAGUUCUCGACGGACCAGCGUCCUGAAGACACCGAGUGGGACAGGCUGGUCAAGUUCGCCAUGCGCAAGGUCGAACGGUUCCUGCGAUCCACCGCGGUCGAGGUCCAGGUGCCCGACGAGCUCACCGAGGGCGGACGGUACUCGCCCAGGUUCAUUGACGAGAUAUCCUCCGAGCUGGACACGCUCGAAGACAAGAAAGCCAGCAUCAUCACCAAGAAAAAAGUGAAAAAGCUACUGGUCCCGUUGUUGAUCGUGUUGAAACUGUUCAAGUUGAAGCUGUUGCUUUUCUUGCCACUCAUUCUGGGUCUGGCAUCGUUCAAGAAAGUGUUGGGUUUCCUGGCGCUAGUCGUGCCCGGCCUCAUCGGGUUCUUCAAACUGUGCAAGCCCGACCUGCAGCACAACUACGGCACGUUCGGCCACAGUAGCUACUACCACAGACCGUCACACGGCAGUAGCGGGCCUCCACCACCGGGGCCUGUGUACACACCGUACCGCGAACACCAGGAACCACAGUUAUCCCCGUGGCGCGAACAACAGGACCCGCAGCAGUACCUAUACGAGUCACAGGACGCUCAGCCGUCGUACGGACAGCCGUAUAACAACCGGCCGGUCCGGAAUCAGCCGGACGUCCAGCAAGAGGCGGCACCACCGUUGCCGGUUAACAGCUUCCGACCAUCUUCCGGUUCUGUUUCCUUCAAGGACGAUGCCAACGACAUGGCGUACAGUGCCUACAACCGGCAACAGUAAACGAACAACACCAUAUACGGACGAUUGUAGUGCAUGACGACAGAUUUGUCGGUCCGCAUCGUCGAGAUCGCACCGUCGUUUGACGCGACUUUGUCGUUUUUCGAUUGCUCAACUUCCUCCGCAGUCUCCUACUCCUGUUUCUCUUUCUCUCUCUCUCUCUCUAUAUAUAUAUAUAUAUAUAUAUACAUAUGUACAUCCUUCAGUUUUUCUUCCCCCGUUUACAUCUUCCCUUUUCUAUACAACACACAGGCGCACACCUCACAUAACAUCAGUAUGUUAAUUAUUCAUCUAAAUCGUUAUUUGUCAUAACAGUGUUAUAUGUCGAUCCGUUUUCGAUUCAUUAGCUAAAUUGAUUGCAUAAAAUCCUAAUCGUUUCAAUCGUCAUUAUUCAAAACAAGCACGAAAACAUCAAUAAUAAUAUGACGUGCUCGAUCGGAUUUUUAGAUGAAUCGAUUCACGUCGAUAUCCACGUGUUUAGCGUAAGCAAUUUUAAAAUUUGUCUACGCUCAGUUCCUUAUAACCCCACAUGGAUUAAAUCGUUUUUAAUAGCGGCAAACAUUUUUAAUGUUAAUAGUACAUAAGUUUAACAUAAAAUUAUAUAUAGAAUCAUAUUUAUUUUUGUUUAAACCCCCAUAUAACGGGUGAUUUUUACCUAUCAUUAACACAAUUUUGUAUUAUGUUGUAAAUAUAUAUAUAUUAUUAUUAUAAUUAUUUAAAAAUAUCGAAAUUGUCUGAAAAUAUAUUUUUAUUAUUAAAACACCUCUAGAUUUAAGUAUAUCAUAGGAAUGAAAGAAAUAGUUUAUGGCUAUAAAAUAGAAAUGUACACAAGGUAUAAUAGAUAAUUAAUUGAAAUUAAUAGCUUUACUCUACACUUAGGUAAUACCUCUCAUUGUAAAAUAAUAAGCAUUUUAAUACGACACUGCAGAUCACGCAGUUAUAAUUUACAAGGAGUUCAGUAUAGGCAAUUUAAAUGAAAUUAAAAAAUAUCUGAAUCCAAUGA
Sipha flava (yellow sugarcane aphid) is the source of this 2329-nucleotide messenger RNA. RefSeq lists its product as uncharacterized. Lineage: Eukaryota; Metazoa; Arthropoda; Insecta; Hemiptera; Aphididae. The transcript has 3 exons. The record is from RefSeq and is a predicted model, not a curated record. Bases 190 to 1329 code for a protein of 379 amino acids.